Manis pentadactyla (Chinese pangolin) is the source of this 3877-nucleotide messenger RNA. RefSeq names its product pre-mRNA processing factor 40 homolog B (gene PRPF40B). Bases 155 to 3370 code for a protein of 1071 amino acids. NCBI's taxonomy places the organism in Eukaryota, Metazoa, Chordata, Mammalia, Pholidota, Manidae. The record is from RefSeq and is a predicted model, not a curated record. Gene Ontology annotation, biological process: mRNA cis splicing, via spliceosome. Gene Ontology annotation, molecular function: RNA binding; protein binding. The transcript has 25 exons. Gene Ontology annotation, cellular component: U1 snRNP; U2-type prespliceosome.
CCGGUUUUUUAUCAGUCUCUGUGUGCCCAGUCCCUGGUCUACAUGAGGUUCAAAAUAAAUAGUUGUUGGAGGAAUUAAUUAAAAACUGCUAAAAAUAACUACGUAGCCACUAAAAAACUGCUUUGUAAGGUGCAAAGAUACCCCUAUACUCGCAAUGAAUUCUUCGGUCCAGCCCCUGGGUCUCGGAGCGAGCGUGCGGGAUCCAGCCGCUCCGAGCGCUGUGCAGGGCGGAGGCGCCAGCCGUGCCGCGGAGGCCGGGAAGCAGCGGACCGAGGUCUGGAGGCGGUGGGAGGGAAGGGCAGAAAGGCAGAUUUACGAGCGCGCGCGGAGCCGGCGCUCAGUCGGCUUUGUGCAACACAGCGUCGGCCGUCACUCAGAGUCCGGAGCGGGCGCGCCCCGCCCCCAGGUGGGCGGACCCGGGACCCGGUGGCGCGGGGGCGGGGCCUGGUUCUCCGCGCCGGGGGCGGGGACGGACCCGGGAUCUCCGGGCCGGUGCAGGGCCCGCUGGUCCGCGGGAGCGACCGGAGCCACGGCCACCAAGGGGUGCGACCCCCACUGGCCCCGCCUUCCCGGCUGCGGUCCAGCCAAUCAGAGCAGCUUUUACUGGCGGGUGGGCCGAGCUGGCCCAGCUGCUCGGAGGCUCUGGCAUGUCGGUUCCCGAUUCUGGUCCCCGGCCCCCAGCAGCGCCUGCCCCCUUCCCACCGGGGCCCCCCAUGAUGCCACCGCCCUUCAUGCCCCCUCCAGGAAUCCCCCCACCCUUUCCUCCAAUGGGGCUGCCCCCCAUGAGUCAGAGACCACCAGCCAUCCCCCCUAUGCCACCUGGUAUCAUGCCCCCAAUGCUUCCACCAAUGGGGGCGCCACCUCCACUCACACAGAUACCAGGAAUGGUGCCUCCCAUGAUGCCAGGAAUGCUGAUGCCAGCGGUGCCUGUCACCGCCGCGCUGUUGUGGCUGGGACAGGUCCUCCGAGGGCUCUAUGGAGUGAGCAUGUGGCCCCUGAUGGGCGCAUCUACUACUACAAUGCUGACGACAAGCAGUCCGUGUGGGAGAAGCCCAGCGUGCUCAAGUCCAAGGCAGAGCUGCUGCUGUCCCAGUGUCCCUGGAAAGAGUACAAGUCUGACACAGGCAAAUCUUACUAUUACAACAAUCGGAGCAAGGAAUCCCGCUGGACCCGGCCCAAGGACCUGGAUGACCUGGAGGCUCUAGUCAAACAAGAGGCUGCAGGGAAACAGCAGCAGCAGCCGCCACAGCCUCCUCAGCCACAGCCUGACCCCCCACCUGUGCCACCGGGCCCCACCUCUGUGCCCACUAGUAUCCUAGAACCUGAACCAGGUGGGAGUGAAGAUUGCGAUAUGUCAGAGGCUGUCCAGCCUGUGGAGCAGGGGUUCCUGCAGCAGCUGGAGGAGGGUCCCAGCAGUUCUGGACAGCAUCAGCCACCACAGCAGGAGGAAGAGGAAUCAAAGCCAGAACCAGAGAGGUCUGGCCUCAGCUGGAGUAACCGAGAGAAGGCAAAACAGGCCUUCAAGGAGCUACUGAGGGACAAGGCUGUCCCCUCCAACGCCUCGUGGGAACAGGCCAUGAAGAUGGUGGUCACCGACCCCCGUUACAGUGCCUUACCCAAACUGAGUGAGAAAAAGCAGGCAUUCAAUGCCUACAAGGCGCAGCGGGAGAAGGAGGAGAAGGAAGAGGCCCGGCUAAAGGCCAAGGAGGCCAAGCAGACCUUGCAGCAUUUCCUGGAGCAGCAUGAACGCAUGACCUCCACCACCCGCUACCGGCGGGCAGAACAGACCUUUGGGGAUUUGGAGGUCUGGGCUGUGGUCCCUGAGAGGGAUCGAAAAGAAGUUUAUGAUGAUGUCCUCUUCUUUCUGGCCAAGAAGGAGAAGGAACAGGCCAAGCAGCUCCGGCGUCGCAAUAUCCAGGCCCUGAAGAGCAUCCUGGAUGGGAUGAGUAGCGUCAACUUCCAAACCACAUGGUCCCAGGCCCAGCAGUACCUCAUGGAUAAUCCCAGCUUUGCUCAGGACCAUCAGCUGCAGAACAUGGACAAGGAAGAUGCAUUGAUCUGCUUUGAGGAGCAUAUCCGGGCUUUGGAGAGAGAGGAGGAAGAGGAGCGGGAGCGGGCCCGGCUUCGGGAGCGGCGCCAGCAACGCAAGAACCGGGAGGCCUUUCAGACCUUCCUGGACGAGCUGCAUGAGACAGGGCAGCUGCAUUCUAUGUCCACCUGGAUGGAGCUGUACCCAGCAGUCAGCACUGAUGUCCGCUUUGCCAACAUGCUGGGCCAGCCGGGCUCCACCCCUCUGGACUUGUUCAAGUUCUAUGUGGAGGAGUUGAAGGCACGAUUCCAUGAUGAGAAGAAGAUCAUUAAGGACAUCCUUAAGGACCGGGGCUUCUGCGUGGAGGUGAACACAGCCUUUGAGGACUUCGCCCAUGUCAUAAGCUUUGACAAGAGGGCUGCUGCGCUGGACGCAGGCAACAUCAAGCUGACCUUCAAUAGUCUGCUGGAGAAAGCAGAGGCACGAGAGAGAGAGCGGGAGAAGGAGGAGGCACGAAGGAUGCGGCGCAGGGAAGCUGCCUUUCGAAGCAUGCUGAGGCAGGCUGUGCCUGCUGUGGAGCUGGGCACUGCCUGGGAAGAGGUCCGUGAGCGCUUUGUGUGCGACUCAGCCUUUGAGCAGAUCACCCUCGAGUCGGAGCGGAUCCGGCUCUUCCGGGAGUUCCUGCAGGUACUGGAGACUGAGUGCCAGCACCUCCACACCAAAGGCCGAAAACACAGCAGGAAGGGCAAGAAGCACCAUCGCAAGCGUUCCCACUCGCCCUCAGGCUCUGAGUCAGAAGAGGAGGAACUGCCCCCACCAUCUCUCCGGCCCCCCAAACGGAGGAGGCGGAACCCCUCAGAGUCAGGCUCUGAGCCUUCUUCCUCACUUGAUUCAGUUGAAAGUGGGGGUGCUGUCCUUGGAGGACGGGGCUCCCCAUCCUCCCGCCUUUUCCUUGGAUCAGACAGGUCCCUGUCUAUGAAGAAUGAGCGGAUGGACUGUGGCAGAGAAAAGGAUGAGCUCUCCCUUCUCCUGUGGGACUUAGUGGGGAAUUUUCUAUCUCCAGAUCAUGGCCUUCGGAAAGCCAAGAAACCAAAAAAGAAAACUAAGAAGAGAAGACACAAGUCGGUGCGUAGAGAAGGAACGUCUACCCGAGGCCCUGCUAUUUUAACAGUCCUGAGAGCGAGACAGACCCCGAGGAGAAAGCUGGCAAGGAGAGUGACGAGAAAGAACCAGAACAGGACAAGGACAGGGAGCUCCGGCGGGCAGAGCUCCCUAACCGCUCCCCAGCUUUUGGAAUCAAGAAGGAGAAGACGGGCUGGGACACGUCGGAAAGUGAGCUGAGCGAGGGUGAGCUGGAAAGGCGGCGGCGGACGCUCCUGCAGCAGCUGGACGACCACCAAUGACCCGACGAGCUGCUCUGACUCUGGUCUGCACGAGGCUGUGACUCCUAGGUCACCCUCACUGUCUGCCCCAGACUCCUUCCUCAGUCUGGUCUGUGUCCACUUUUCUUCAGUAACCCCACCCCAACACACCUUUGCCAGCACCUCCCAAGGUGUUCAGGGGCCUCCCCACUUCCCAGACAACUAGUGCAGUCCUUGCCCUCAGCCCUAGACCAGAGAUUGGUGGUGUAUGCCAUGUGGGGUGGGUGGUGCCAGUAGAUAAAAUGUGACAAGGGGCCUCCAGGGAAGAGUGACAGGCUGGUGACAGGCAGGGUCCUUACCCUCUAGCAUCAGUGCCUGCUCCUGCCUGCCCGGGACCUGGGGCUCAACAACUACUUUCAUCCCUGGGACCCAGUGUAUGUGUGUUCUGUUUUGUUUUUGUUUUUUAAAUAACAAUAUUUAUAACAUG